Messenger RNA from Staurois parvus, 1040 nucleotides. NCBI's taxonomy places the organism in Eukaryota, Metazoa, Chordata, Amphibia, Anura, Ranidae. The record is from the annotation of a GenBank genome assembly.
AUGACAGUCUUGGUGAAAAACGAAGGUGAAGAUUCAUACAACACUCGUGUUAUCAUCCCCUUCCCCUCCGGCUUGUCAUAUCGCCUGGUGUCUCUCAUUGAGAGCAACAAGAAAGUGACGGUUUCAUGUGCCUCUCUGGAAGGUCAGAGAGUGGUGAACUGUGGGGUGAACAGACCUCUCCUGAGACCCAACACCACGGCCAUCUUCCUGGUGGGUUUUCACGUUUCAGCGAAUGCUGCCCUGGGGAACUCUCUGACAAUGUCAGCCAACGUGAGCAGCGAUUACAGACGAGCCCCCACCGAUCGAAUGAUGUCCUCAUCUCAGCUGAGCGUCCGCUAUGCCAUCUACGUUACCAUCACCAGCCUCGAAGAGUCCAGCAAAUACCAGAACUUCUCCAACGGUGACUCCACCAUACAGCAUAUCUACAGGGUCAUUAACCUGGGCCAGCGGUCACUCCCUCCCUCACCGUCAUCUUCAUGGUACCAGUGAGGUUGGGGGAGACGUCCAUCUGGGAGACGAGGAACAUUACAAGUUCUAAGCCAGACAUCUCCACAUGUACUGAAGCCAGAGAAGCCCCCGGCGCUGAGAAGUACCAGGAGAUCCUGGCAAGAAGUCCAAUUCUGAACUGUUCUGUUGGUUGGUGUGUCAGAGUGGAGUGUCAGAUUCGGGAUCUGGAGGUUCAGAGUUCUGUAAACUUCACUAUCAGCGGAUCUGUGACUGAAGGAUCCGUCACUCAGUCAGGACAGCAGCAGAUUUUCCUGCAGACCGCAGCGGAGAUCAGAUACGAUUCUCAGACGUACGCGCACAUCCUGGAACAGAACCAGCGUUUCGUCAGAGCCCAGACACAGACGGCGCUGGAGAUCAGCAAGGAGUACAACUAUUACCCCAUCAUCAUCGGCAGCAGCGUGGGGGGGCUGGUGCUCCUGGCACUCAUAACCGCCGGCCUGUAUAAGCUCGGCUUUUUCAAGCGUCAGUACAAGAACCUGCUGGAGAGUCCUGAGGGCCUGGAAGAGGCUCCUGUGGACCCCCCGAUCGGCUGA